Messenger RNA from Purpureocillium lilacinum, 1422 nucleotides. The record is from RefSeq and is a predicted model, not a curated record. Lineage: Eukaryota; Fungi; Ascomycota; Sordariomycetes; Hypocreales; Ophiocordycipitaceae.
AUGGUCAAUCUCACCGGAGUCAAUUUAUGCCCUCCCCCUUUCUGGGAUGCGGAGCUCUUCAGUGCCAAGGGAGGCUACGUGGACGGGCGGCUGUGCCAAACCAUUCCCCCUGACAAAAAAUGUUGCCUGCCAUGCCCCAUGGCGGACUGGGUCUACCCGGACAGCUUCAACACGAUGACGGUCGUUGCCAACUGGGUGGCAGCUGUGAGCGCGAUAUGCUGCGUUCUGCUGCUUGCCUCGUGGGCGGUUUUGCCCGUAGACAAAACGAAUCGCCACUACCUCAGUGUCUGUUUCACGUUUGGAGUGCUGUUGAUGAAUCUCGGCUUUGUCAUUCCGCUCGCCGCCCAGCCGGACCAAUGCUACGAUAGGAUCACGCCGCACAGUAUGCACACCAGCAAGGUGUGCGGCGCGUCGGGAACCUUUCUUCUGCUGGGAGGAUGGUGUGGCGUCAUGUGGGCGUUUCUUCGGUCCCUCUCUCUGCAUCUCCAGAUCUGCUGGCAGGUUCUCGUCGGUCGCAACUUCAUGAUCUUCGCGCAAGCGGCGGGUUGGGGCGUCCCCAUUCUCGGCAUCAUUCUCGCCCUUGUCUUCAGCGGCGUCUCGUUCCGAUUUGGAGCGACCUGCCACAUUAACCACAAGAACAGCCUGGCAGACCUCUGGAUCCCGCUCCUCAUUUUCGCCGGAGCAACAGUUAUCCUCACCUUUGCCACCUUCGGCUACUGCAUCAAGGUCUAUCUGGCCUCCUUGUCGGACAAUUCGGCUUCGACCGAGGGCUCGAGCCUGCCAGCCUACAGCAACAGUGUGCGUACCAUGUCUCCGCGCCAGGCAUAUCGCCGAGUGAAGCGCGUCAUCGCCCUACAGUGGCGCGGCCUCGCCAUCGUCUUGAUCAUCAUCGCCGACGUCAUCUUCUUCUCGGUCGUCUUCGUCUUCCAAGACAACAUUGUCCAGUCGGUGACUUCGGAUCCGCGUGUCGGCAAGGAUUGGGUCUUAUGUCUCAUCGGAGCAUCGGGAGACAAGCACCAGUGCUUGGAAGAAGCCAAGUCGCUGGUUGUGAACGAGGCGACCGUGUCGGCCGUUCUGCUCCUCCUCGCGCUGAAUGGCAUCUGGCUUCUCUUCCUUCUCGGCCGGUGGUCGAUGGUCACUGGCUGGUUCGAGCUGAUCCCAUCCCUCACAAACCGCAACAAGAAAGAGUUUGUGUCGGUGGACGCCCGGUAUGAGGUCAAGAAAGAUACACUGAAAUCGCCGACCUCGGGGCGACGGACUCCGGAUUACUUUGGACAGACGGCCCGAUAUCACGCUCCCGCGAGGUCUUACUCGAGCCCGCGGCCGCCGCAGGCGCAAACGCCAGCUUGGGAUCCGAAGCAAACCUUUGCGCGGCCCGAUGGGUACGAGGACAUGAACCCAUUGGGCAUGAACCGGAUCUAG